AAACACCAGUCGUCCACUCUCUGGUUCCUCAUUCUGUGUUUGUGUGUGUGUGUGGCGCUUCAAUGAGAGUCAGAGCGCGCGCACUCGACGGUCAUUCCUCUCAGAAACAAGUCCCUUUAAAUGCGAGUUAACCGUUUUCUGACAGUCUGACGGGAGAACAUGGGUUGUAAAAAAUCCAAGUUGGAUGGUGACCAGAAUGGAGGUGUGAUUGAACCAGUGAACAAACAGCAGCCAGUACGUACUGACCAAACAUAUGUGAGAGAUCCAACCUCCUAUAAGCCCAAUAUAAUUACCCAAAAUGCCGGCCUCCUGCCUGGUCAGGUUUUCCAAAAAAUGGAAGAGAAGGAAAAAAUUGUUGUCGCUUUGUACCCAUAUGAAGCCAUUCACGCUGAUGAUCUGGGCUUUAAAAAAGGAGAUAAGUUAAAAAUUACUGAAGAGCAUGGCGAGUGGUGGAAAGCAAGGUCUUUGACCACACGAAAAGAAGGCUUCAUUCCCUCAAACUAUGUUGCAGAAGCAGACACUAUGGAGACAGAAGAAUGGUUCUAUAAGGACAUCACGAGGAAGGAUGCAGAGAGACAGUUGUUGGCACCGGCUAAUAAACCUGGAUCUUACCUCAUACGGGAGAGCGAAACCUCAAAAGGAAGUUAUUCACUAUCGAUCAGAGACGUAGACGCUCAGGGCCAAGAUGUUGUUAAACAUUAUAAGAUCAGAUCUCUGGAUAAUGGCGGUUACUACAUCUCCCCGAAGAUCACGUUCACUGACAUCAGCAGCAUGAUAAAACAUUACCACAAACAGUCAGACGGAUUAUGUCGAAAGCUAGAUAAAGCAUGCGAGAAGCCCAAAGCGCAAAAACCUUGGGACAAAGAUGCCUGGGAAAUCUCUAAAGACUCCAUAAAGAUGGUGAAGAAACUCGGAGCCGGACAGUUUGGAGAAGUAUGGAUGGCUUACUACAAUAACAGCACAAAAGUGGCAGUGAAAACUCUGAAGCCGGGCACAAUGUCAGUGGAGGCGUUUCUAGAGGAAGCCAACCUGAUGAAGACCUUACAACAUGACAGACUCGUGCGUCUCUACGCUGUCGUCACCAAAACUGAGCCCAUCUACAUCAUCACUGAGUUCAUGGCUAAUGGAAGCUUAUUGGAUUUCUUGAAAAGUCAAGCUGGCUCCAAAAUACAGUUACCAAAGUUGAUAGAUUUUUCUGCACAGAUAGCCGAAGGAAUGGCCUACAUUGAGAAGAAAAACUACAUCCACCGAGACCUGAGAGCAGCUAAUGUGCUGGUUUCAGAGAUGCUGCUGUGUAAAAUAGCUGAUUUCGGCCUGGCCCGAGUAAUUGAGGAUGACCAAUACACAGCCAGAGAAGGGGCAAAAUUUCCUAUCAAAUGGACGGCACCAGAAGCCAUCAACUAUGGCUCUUUCACCAUCAAAUCAGAUAUGUGGUCCUUCGGGGUUCUCCUGUAUGAGAUUAUAACAUACGGGAAAAUUCCUUAUCCAGGCAUGAGCAACAGCGAAGUCAUGAGCAGUGUUCAGAGAGGUUACCGGAUGCCCCGUCCUGAAAACUGCCCCGUCGAACUUUACGAAAUCAUGACCACAUGCUGGAAGAAUAAACCAGAAGACCGGCCCACGUUUGACUAUAUUCAGAGUGUGCUGGACGACUUCUACACGGCCACUGAAGGCCAGUACCAGCAGCAGCCAUGAGGAGCAACAGUCAGAUCCCUCAGAUUAUUGCACUUCCAGAUGAUCAAAACAUCUGUGAUUUAUCUUUAAAUCCUACUCAUGUGUAACUAAUAAUUGGAUCAAUCUGCUCACUCCUAUGUAAGCAUGGUUAAGAUUGUCUAUCUCUGCUUCAAAUUGAAGUUUUACCAGCUUAUUUGCUCUUCCUCCGCACAUUUCAACUGCAUUUCAGAUUGUAAAUAAUUUGAUAUUUCAGAGUUCUAUGUGUUUAUACACCAGAUUUUUUUUCUUUCUCAAAUGUGAGCCGCUAUGGGGUCUAAAAGCAAAUUAGGAUUGAUUUAUUCACAUUACAGACACUUUUACAAAUGAAAAAAUAUAUAGAUAUAUUAGAAAAUUGAUCAGUGUUCUCAGUGUUUGGCUUAACGCUGUUUCAGACGUAUAUUUAGUAUGAAAAAAGCUUAUUAAUGCUAUUCAAGUCUUCAUGGCAUAAACAAACAUACAGCUAAUCUUUAAAUACUAAAUGAAAAAAUAAUUCAGUUAUUUAUAGUACAUACUGUAGUGUUUUUGAACCAUAUUAUAUAAUAAACUGUAUUGUACUAUGUUCUAUAAUGGGCAUCACGGUGGCAAGAGCGUUGCUGGUUCGAGCCUUGGCUGGGUCAGUUUUCUGUGUGGAGUUUGCAUGUUCUCCCCGUGUUGGUGUGGGUUUACUCUGGGUGCUCCAGUUUCCCCUACAAGUCCAAAGACAUGUGGUGUAGGUGAAUUGAGUAUUAGCUAAAUUGUCCAUAGUGUAUGAGUGUGUCCUGGUUCUCCAGGUUGGUGGUUGAGCAUUGGGCUAACAACCCACCUCGUAAAAAUAAGAUGUCACGAAACACCAAUAUAUGGUGUGGCUAAAUAUCAACGUCGAUAAAAACGGCACAGGUGAAUUAGGUAAGCUAAAUUGUCCGCAGUGUAUGUGUGUAAAUGAGUGUGUAUGGAUGUUUCCUAGUGAUGGGUUGCAGCUGGAAGGGCAUUCGCUGCGUAAAACAUAUGCUGGAUGAAGCUGCGGUCACACUGGACUUUUCUCCCCAUAGACUUCCAUUCAUAUGCACGCGAAUGUGUCAGACCGGAAACGCAAGCUUGUGCGACAAGUUUCACAGUUCGCUGCGUUGGAAAGUUCAAGCUUGGUGAACUCUGACCUGCGAAAUCGCAUCACAUGAUUGCGUGAGUCAAAUCGAAGAUCAAAACUUGACCUCUCUGGACUAAUCGCUCGCUUUUUUAAAUGUCUAAUCAUCUUGUUUAAUCCCGCCUCUUUUUGUAGCGCAGUACGACAGAAUUUAGCAAGCUCAAACUCUAGUGUGACUGCAGCAUUAGUUGGUGGUUCAUUCCGCUGUGGCGACCCCAGGUUAAUAAAGGGACUAAGCCGAAAAGAAAAUAAAUAAAUGAAUGAAUGUAUUCUAUAUCAGUGUUUCUCAACCACGUUCCUGGAGGACCACCAGCUCUGCACUUUUUCCAUGUCUCUUUAACCAAACACACUUGAUUCAGACUGAAAGACCUGUAAUCUGUGUGCCGAACAAAACAUGCGGUGUUGGUGAUUAAGAAACACUGCUCUAUCCGCUUGUUAAGUGUGACGUCACGCAAAACAGCCUCCGGGUCCAAGCUCUCUAUCAAACUGUAUGGAGACACUCAUCAAAUGGUAAUAAUAAACGUUUACAAAAUGAUGUAAUGCUUUCGAAAAUCACAAUCGCUAUAUAUAUAUA
Molecule: messenger RNA, 3404 nt
Organism: Danio aesculapii
Lineage: Eukaryota; Metazoa; Chordata; Actinopteri; Cypriniformes; Danionidae
Gene: lyn
Product: LYN proto-oncogene, Src family tyrosine kinase
Exons: 13
Coding region: 160-1692 (510 amino acids)
Biological process (GO): cell differentiation; protein phosphorylation; innate immune response
Cellular component (GO): extrinsic component of cytoplasmic side of plasma membrane
Molecular function (GO): ATP binding; non-membrane spanning protein tyrosine kinase activity; signaling receptor binding
Source: RefSeq, a predicted model, not a curated record